UUGAUUUAUAAACAACCAACACUUCCAACCAAGAAGAAAACCUAGCUACACAUCUCUAUGGCAACGACAACUAUAAAUUAGCACUGCUAAUGUGUCCAUGACUGAAAACUUGUUGAAGUAGCUGUUAAUUACAGCAUUAACCGUUUAUUCGCUGACAUUCUCGCCACGUACAUUUGCAAUCGCUGCAGGCUGUUAGCUAGGUAACAGAUUGCAUGUUGUUGCGAGCAAGAAAAAUACGAAAAAGUAGCUGCGUGCUAACUAUAGCUAACUAUAGGUGCUAGCAUUGCUUACAUCAAAACAAGAGCGCUUUUUGAAUGUUUACCUGCUAAAUAUGAAUGUCAUGGCGGACAGUUGGAACACAGAUACCGGAGAAGCUGUGUAUCGGUCCCGGGAUGCUGUCAAAAACUUGAGAAUAAGGGUGCGUAUAGAGAAGGUGACCUCUACAGCAGCCCUCUCUCAGCACCUCCAACAGCAAGUUCUGUCCCAGCAAGACAGAGGGGACAUUGAACUGGAAACCCUCACCUCACGAGGCCAGACAGGUGAUAAUGAGGAGGAGCUGGUGGUGGGCUGGCAGGAGAAACUCUUUAGUCAGUAUGAGAUGGAGCUGUUCCAGAGCGAGGCAACAUGUCAGACCCCUCUGGACCGUCAGUAUCAUGCAGAAGUCAAGGCCCUGAACAAGUCUAAGGGCCGACGUAAUCACAGGAUUUUCACAUAUACAGAUCAUGACCGCUACACCAGCUGUCUUCCAUUCCACCAACUGCACUCCACUGACUUAUUGACAACAACCAAAUCCAGCCCCACAUUCCUGGCUGAAAGGAUGGCCAAUCUGAGACACAGGCGGCAGGAUAGACGCACCAUAGAUUGUAGUAUUCCUAAAUCAAAGAUUGUCAACUGGGAGCCCACAGAGGAGUUUGUGAAAAGCAGUCAUGUGGUGAAUAAUGCCAUGCAGACCAUGCACAUCAUGGCAGACCUGGCCCCCCCUGGAAGGCUGGGCCAGAAAGAUAAGGAAUAUUUGUUGGUAACCAUAAAAACCGAUGGCAGCGGAACUGUCAUUGUAAAACCUGACUUCAACAAAGGCAAAGAGCCCUACAGGAUUGUAACGGCGGGGGAGAAGAGGGAAGUUUGGCGUCUCACUGUGGAGAAUGUAUGCACAGCCAUGCCACCAGAGGAACAGGAGAGGGAGCAGAACAUGUACAAAGACCUGUACGUACGGCACAAGGAGUACCUCAAUAGCCUUGUUGGACACGACUUUGAGAUGCCUCCUGCAGGUAUUCUGCGUUACCUGAUGAAUGGAGAGAUAGUUUUGGCCAAAGGCUUCGAAUAUGAUAACUUAUACAUCCACUUCUUCAUGGAACUGCCCAACAAUUGGUCCAGCUUGCCAUUUCAGUCUCUCUCAGGUGUUACCCAGACCUGCCGGACCAAAACAUUAGGGAAGGAAAAUGUAGCUUUCUUCAGUUACCCCUUUAGCUUUGAGGCUUUCUACAUGAGUGAAAAAGAGAGUGACGAGUCAAUUCUCCAGUGGCCAGUGAUCUACUUCAAGGUUCUUUCUCUGGACUCGUGGCAGCGCUAUCGAACUGAAGGCUAUGGCUAUCUGCUUUUUCCUGCCCUGCCUGGUAAACAUACCAUAACAUGCCAUACGUGGAGACCCCUUCAGACAGGGACAGGCUCUGCACUAAGGCGCUUCUUUAUUGGAGGAUCUCCGGAGCUCGAAGACCACAGCUACGUCAGAAUACCCGGGACCUUUAAGGGAGAGAGGCUGAGUCGCUUUGGCUUUUGCACUGAAACCACAGGAAGUGUCACCUUUAAUCUGCACUGCCUCCAGCAAGCCAGGGCCUUUGUUGAUGCCACCAUGUUGAAGAAGAGGAGGCAGAAGGUUUUUGACCAGCUGGGAGGAUUUAGUCAGCAAGGAGCUGUUUGCACCAUCCUGGAGGCCUUCCAGAGGGCCAGGAGAAAGAUGCAAGAAGCCAGAGAAAGUCUUCCAAGAGACCUUGUCAACACCACCUCCCAAUUCCAGGCUGAAUCCUCUGCAUAGGCAUGAAAACCGUACACAAGUUGGGCCCGCUUUUGGUGCACAUCCGAGUGCGAUUGCGGCAUCUGCACCUGCCCAAACAACCGCACCAAGGGAAAACCAACUCUAGUGUGAUUUAACUGAACUAAAUAAGGCAGGGGUGAAAGCCUCCAUGUUGUGUUUUGGUGAAAGGACUGUGAUGUACUGUAACAAGUCAGAGAGAAGGAAACUGUCUUUUUGCAAUUUAGUUUUUGUAAAGAAUAAGGCUUGUAAGGUGAUUAUUGAGUAAAUAUUGAUUUUUGUGCUAAAUAAUAUGGAGCAAAGCCAAUAUGCCUACUGAAUGUGGCAUCACCAUGUAAUGUAUUCUUUGUACAGUCACUGUUUGUCUCAGAUUUGGGGUCAAGUGUAUUUU
Etheostoma cragini (Arkansas darter) is the source of this 2420-nucleotide messenger RNA. RefSeq names its product MKS transition zone complex subunit 1 (gene mks1). The coding region runs from base 332 to 2032 and encodes 566 amino acids. Gene Ontology annotation, cellular component: MKS complex. Gene Ontology annotation, biological process: cilium assembly. The record is from RefSeq and is a predicted model, not a curated record. The transcript is spliced from 18 exons. NCBI's taxonomy places the organism in Eukaryota, Metazoa, Chordata, Actinopteri, Perciformes, Percidae.